AUGGCUUUGCGUCGAUACUACUGUCUUCAGAAGCGUCUACAGCAGGAUCAACAGCUGUCUGAAGCCCUAAACCAACAAAUUGCAAGUUAUUUGGAAAAGGGUUAUCUGCGCAAGCUUUCUCCAGAAGAACUCGGAAUGUCCUUCCCACGGGUGUGGUAUUUACCCAUGUUUCCGGUAACAAACCCCAAUAAACCUGGGAAAACAAGGCUUGUGUGGGAUGCAGCGGCGAAGGCGUUCGGCGUUUCUCUCAACUCAGUACUUGUUAAGGGACCCGACCAACUGAGUUCUUUGUUCAGCAUACACAUCCAGUUUCGACAGUUUCGAGUGGGACUUACCAGCGAUAUAAAGGAGAUGUUCCACCAGGUGAACAUGCGACGAGUGGACCAGCAGUGUCAGCGGAUCUUUUGGCCGGAUGAGGACGGAGAACUGUCCGUUUACGUUCUCUGCGUAAUGACAUUCGGGGCAUGCUGCUCACCGAGUUGUGCGCAGUAUAUCAUGAACAUAAACGCAGAUCGCUUCACUGAUAAAUAUCCGGCAGCAGUCGAAACAAUCCACAAAAAGCAUUAUGUAGACGAUAUGCUGGACAGCGUCGAAACCGAUGACGAGGCCAUCACUUUGGCAAAAGACGUGAAGCUAAUACAUGCUGCCGGAGGUUUUGAAAUUCGAAAUUGGCUGAGUAAUUCCAAACGAGUCAUGACGGCGCUCAAUGAGAACAGCACAGCGGACAAAGACAUGGAUUUGAACAACGAGCUGGCAACUGAGAAGAUCUUGCAUCGUCGUCGUCGGCAGUCUAAAGUUACUGGACCGCUCACGAGGGACGAACUCCGGACUGCAGAACAUUAUCUAAUACGACAAGCCCAGCAAGACGCCUUCCCGGAUGAAAUUGCGAUUUUACGCAAGCACGAUCAGCAAACCGUGAGCUUGCCUAAAAGCAGUGUACUUCAUAAUCUGACACCAUGGUUGGACGCUGGUGGACUGCUAAGAAUGCGUGGGCGGAUCUCUUCUUGCGAAUAUGCUACAGAGGACGCCAAGAAUCCCAUCAUUAUGCCUCGCCAUCACCAUGCCACACGCCUGAUAAUCACCGACUAUCACCAUAAAUUCCACCACAUGAACCACGAAACCGUGGUCAAUGAGUUACGGCAAAAAUACCGGAUUCCUCGAGUAAGAUCCGCCUACUUUACUGUCAGAAAAUCCUGCCAGAAGUGUAAAAACGAUAGUUCCACUCCUCGACCAUCGAUUAUGGCUGACUUGCCAAAGGCCCGACUGGCUGCCUAUUCGAGACCAUUCACCUUCACUGGCAUAGAUUAUUUUGGCCCUAUCGAGGUCAUGACAGGAAGACGACGAGAAAAAAGAUGGGGCAUGAUCGCUACCUGUUUAACAAUACGCGCCAUACAUAUCGAAGUAGUGAACUCCCUUACCACUGACUCCUGUAUCAUGGCCAUCAGGAACUUUAUGUCUCGAAGCGGUAUUCCUCAAGCCUUUUACAGCGACAGAGGGACAAAUUUUGUGGGAGCAAACCGGACCCUGAAUGAAAUAUUUGAAGCCAUAGAUCACGAAGGUAUUAUGAACGAGUUCGUCACCACUGAGACCACGUGGCACUUCAAUCCCCCCACUGCACCACACAUGGGAGGCAGCUGGGAGAGGUUGGUGCGAACUGUUAAGAACAACCUACUAGCAAUAUGUCCAGCCCAAAGAUUGACCAAUGAGAUUCUACGCAAUCUACUGACGGAAGUCGAGAAUACAAUUAAUUCCCGACCGUUAACCCACGUCCCAGUGGAUGAUGAGUCCGCUGAAGCUCUUACGCCCAAUCAUUUUUUAUUAGGAGCUUCAAACGGUACCAAACCGUUGACGACGUUGGUGAAGUUUGAUGGAGCAGCUUUACGCAAGAACUUCUGUGCUUCACAGGUCAUUGCCAACAUCUUUUGGAAAAGGUGGAUUAUGGAUUAUCUGCCAGAUAUCACUAAACGGACGAAAUGGUUUAGCCACUCGAAGCCAAUCACCGUUGGGGACAUAGUUAUCAUCGUCGACCGGCGUUUACCAAGAAAUUGCUGGCCCAAGGGCAAGGUGAUUGCUACAUGCACCGGUAAGGACUCCCAGGUACGGUCUGCAACCGUACGAACAUCGAAUGGUGUAUACGAACGACCUACAAUCAACCUGGCCGUGUUGGAUGUACGGCGCGAAGAUCAGUAA
Aedes albopictus (Asian tiger mosquito) is the source of this 2190-nucleotide messenger RNA. RefSeq lists its product as uncharacterized. The transcript is spliced from 2 exons. Lineage: Eukaryota; Metazoa; Arthropoda; Insecta; Diptera; Culicidae. The coding region runs from base 1 to 2190 and encodes 729 amino acids. Gene Ontology annotation, molecular function: nucleic acid binding. Gene Ontology annotation, biological process: DNA integration. The record is from RefSeq and is a predicted model, not a curated record.